AUGGCAACCUUCCAUGACCUCCGUGGAAAAGUCUUUGUCGUGACCGGCGCGGCGUCAGGCAUGGGUCGAGCUACCGCCGUCCUGCUCGCACAGCAGGGAGCCCAUGUGGGCGCGCUGGACUUGAACGCGCCGGACGAAAUGGCGGAGCUGAUUCGAAGGGAAGGAGAAGGAGUCGGGCGUUGUCUCCCGCUGGCGUGUAAUGUGCAGUCGGCCGAGGCGGUGGACGAGGCUCAUCGUAAGGUGGUGGAAGAGUUUGGACGUCUGGAUGGCGCCGCAAACAUGGCCGGCAUCGCAGGCACCCGCAAGACGAAACCGGCGAAUUUCCCGCUGACCGGGCUUGACGACGACGACUGGGACACCAUCAUGAACACCAAUCUGGACGGGGUCAAGAACUGUGUGCGAGCCCAGCUCCGGCUGAUGCCAGGGCCCGGGUCGAUUGUGAAUGCCGCGAGCACCGCCGGCCAGUAUGGUCCGGCCAACGCCUCCCCUUACGUGGUGAGUAAAUGGGGGGUCAUUGGCCUGACCAAGUCGGCCGCGCGGGAAUGUGGGAGGAAAGCCAUUCGAGUGAAUGCCGUGGCCCCAGGCGUGGUCGAAACCAAUCUGGUCCCGCCGUCGAAAGGAAGAGAUGCCUUCUUAGAAACCACCGCGCUGGGCCGGGUCGGCCAGCCCGAAGAGGUGGCGCGAGUGGUGGUGUUUCUGCUGAGUGAUCAAGCCAGCUUCAUGACCGGUUCGUGUGUAGCCAAAGACCAAGAACAGGCCGGCACCGAACAGCCCGAGAGUUGA
Molecule: messenger RNA, 783 nt
Organism: Capronia epimyces CBS 606.96
Lineage: Eukaryota; Fungi; Ascomycota; Eurotiomycetes; Chaetothyriales; Herpotrichiellaceae
Exons: 4
Coding region: 1-783 (260 amino acids)
Molecular function (GO): oxidoreductase activity
Source: RefSeq, a predicted model, not a curated record